GCUAACUAAAAAUGAAGACAAGAUGAUAGUUUAUUAAAUUUAAAUGAAAUUUGCAGAUUGUUUUGGUGGAGUUUAAUAAACGCAGCCGUCUGCUCCUUGCUAUCUAAAAUAUAACAGGACACCGGAGUAUAUUCUGGAGCAUCUCACACUUCUGAUAAUCAGGUGUCUGCUUGACGUUUAUUCAGCUGUGUAAAAACUAUAACUUUCAGCCAAACCGAUUUACUCAUGAACAAAUAAAAUACUGAAAAAAGCCAAACAAUAACAUUUUUAAGUUAUCUAAGUGGCUUAUAUAUCAUGUUUAACCUGAGUAGCGAAAGAUUUGCCGGGAGUCCGGUGUUCUCACCGGCUCUAGUGAGCCUUGCCCCCGGCUAGCUAUGGAGCUAGUGGGUAACAGACGUCUCCGAAAACGUCGGAGCGCUUUUGCAAAUAUGUGGUGUCUUGAUAAACUGAGCAGAUAUUUGAAGUUUACACAGUUACAUUCUCGCCUGAAAAUAUGUUAAACGUUUAUUUUGUGACCCAGAAAGAAUAAUAACAGUAACAUUAAAACUAACUAGCUGCCGCCAUUGUUGGAAACUGAGCUGAGCUGCGCUAUGAAUUCUGGGACAGUUUCUUCUUCUUCGGGGUUUAACGGCAGCUGGCAUCCUUGUACAUGCAGUGCUGCCAUCUUCUGUUUCAGUCCGUUAUUACACUCUUAAAUCCUACUACUUAUUCCUGCAUCUUUUGGGAUCUUACAAAGCUUCAAACGACGCGUCGACUAUUAAAUUAGUCGUCGACGAUUUUGAUAGUCGACGUAAUUGUGACUAGUCGACUAAUCGUGGCAGCCCUAGACUCCAGUCACCCCAGCCACAAACUGUUCAGACUACUUCCAUCAGGAAGGAGGUUCUGCAGCAUCCGGUCCCGUACCAGCAGACUGAGAGACAGCUUUUUCCAUCAGGCCAUCAGACUGCUGAACACGUCAUAGACACCUCACCCUCAAUACUGGAACUUCAACAUUAUGCACUCCAUACUGUACAUAAUUCUCUACAGUAUUGAUUAGAGUCCAGGUUCACUUGUUCUACAGCUGAACUGCUGUAUGAAAAACAUUCUCACAACAUUUAGCCCUGUCAAAGCGCUUUCAAGGAAGUGGGUGUUAAAGUCUACAGUCAAUAUUUUUUAAUCACAUCACCUUCGGUUAACAUCAAGGUCCAAACAAUCAAGAACCUGAAUAUCAGAUUAGACUUAGAAACCAAGAUAAAAGUGUGGAGAAGGAAAGAAAUCAUCCAAAGCAUUAUCUAUCAAACAUGGUUCAGUUUUUUGGCAUUUUAUGGCUGCCAGUGGAAUCUGGCCAUUAGUGUUUAUUGAUGACGUGACUGUCGAUAGAAGUAGCAGGACGAAUUCUGAAGUGUAUAGGACUAUACUCUCUGCUCAGAUUCAGACAAAUACUGUGAAACUGAUUGGACAGUGUUCAUAGUGCACAUGAAUGAUGACCCAAAGCAUACUGCAAGAGUGACCCAAGAGUUUCUUGAGGCAAAGAAAUUGGAUAUUCUUCCAUUGCCAAGUCAGCGACCUAAUCUCAAACCAACAGAGUUGGCUCCAGCGUCCAGUUCAGUUGUGAUGACAGCUACGUACUACAGGGAUCCAAAAGUAUCACCUGUCAACGAGUCACUGACACACUGGCAGCCUGGAGUGACCACAGACCCAUCUGCAGAAGUAAUAAAGCUGUCAUUUGAAGAGUUUGAUCUCGAGAGAGGAUAUGACACACUGACUGUGGGAGAUGGGGGGAAGAUAGUCGGAGAGUGCUUUAUGUACUCACUGGCUCCAGCGUCCCUGACCUCAUUGUCAGCUUGUCCAAUCAAAUGGGGCUACACCUGCAGUCAGACGAUACAAUCGGCUCAGCAGGCUUCAAGGCAGUAUAUGAAGUUCGACUGGUUGGUGGUCAAAGAUGAAGGUCUGUCUGAGCCAACAACAUUUGGGACAUUCUCAGGAAAAGAUGUUCCAUCACAGAUCGCCUCAAACGGUCACAUCAUGAGACUGGAAUUUCAGUCUGAUCAUUCAAAUACUGGGAAAGGCUUCAAUAUCAGCUAUACCACAUUUGGUCAGAAUGAAUGUCAUGACCCGGGAGUUCCAGUAAAUGGUCAAAGGUACGGUGACCAGUUUCAGCUUGGCAGCUCAGUGGCGUUUCGCUGUGAUCAAGGAUUCAUUCGGACUCAGGGGUCCGAUCAGGUCACCUGCAUUAUUCAGGAUGGAAAUGUUGUCUGGUCUGCAGCUGUACCUCGCUGUGAAGCUCCCUGUGGAGGGCAUCUUACAGCACCUACAGGUGUUUUGCUAUCUCCUGGUUGGCCCUCCUUUUACAAAGACUCUCUGAACUGCCAGUGGGUGAUUGAAGCACAAGCAGACCAUGCUGUAAAGAUACACUUUGACAAGUUCCAGACAGAAGUCAACUAUGACACGCUGGAGAUCAGGGAUGGCCCCUCAGCAUCCUCUCUCCUGAUCGGCGAAUACCAUGGUACCCAAGCGCCUCAUUUCCUGAUUUCCACAUCAAACUUCCUGUUCCUGUUGUUCACUACAGACAACAGCCGUUCUGCCGCAGGCUUCAGCAUCAGAUAUGAAAGUGUGAAAAUGGAGUCAGAUUAGUGUCUCGAUCCUGGUAUCCCAGUGAAUGGUCGUCGCCAUGGCAGCAGCUUUUCCAUUGGCUCUCGUGUGUCAUUUACAUGUGACCCGG
Messenger RNA from Pelmatolapia mariae (spotted tilapia), 2701 nucleotides. RefSeq names its product CUB and sushi domain-containing protein 1-like. Lineage: Eukaryota; Metazoa; Chordata; Actinopteri; Cichliformes; Cichlidae. The record is from RefSeq and is a predicted model, not a curated record. The coding region runs from base 1456 to 2613 and encodes 385 amino acids. The transcript is spliced from 11 exons.